AUGAAUACUCGACUCAUACCAGAUGAAACUAUAUCAGCUUUACCUGGAGAAAGUGGAAGUAUUGCUGAAGCAAUUGGACCUGUUGAAGGAUUAGCACAACCAUCCUCAGGAGAACCGGUAGAUCGACGUAAUGCAAUUGCUUUAACUGCAGCUUUCAAUUUCACUGGUACAACACCAUCAGCUAAUGGCGCAACCAUGCAAGAAUACUUUGUACAAACAGUGGUUUCAUCUCCUAUUCAACAUGAAUUAUUAUUGAAUCGAUUGCAUGGUUUAUGCCGUGAAUGGACAGAUUUCUGUGAUCAAGAAACUAUAUUCGAAAUAGGAAGUGAUAAUCGAACUGAUGCAAAUAACCUCAUAGGUAUGAACAGAUCAUCUGGAAAUACAUCCGCUGCAGUUGGAAUCUUAGCUGCCAAUGCAUCAGGUAGUGCAACUGUCACUAUACGUGUUCGUCGAAGUCUUUUAAGUAGAGUAAAUAAACCUGGUCGGGAAUUUUCUGUUCUACGAUAUUUAGGAGCUGUAGAAACUGAUAAAAUAAUUUUACGACGUAGUUGUCUUGAAAUGCCUGUUACUGGACCAAUCGUCAGUUUUCUAUAUGAUUUAGGAUUUGAUUAUGAAUCUACAUUUGUUGCUGAAGGUCAAGAAUUUAUUCGUGGACGUGUAAAAGUUUUAGUUUAUACAGUUAAUGAAAUAACCAGCUUUCAAAGUAUUGCAACUUCAAACGCUAUGGGAUUUGGUUUUGAUGGACAGGGAUUAGCACCCAAAGAUUGGCGACGUUUAUGUUCUCGUAGUUGGAUGGUAGAGAUCAGUGUAGUUGGUAGUCCUGCUGAUGAUCAUUUACAAGAGGAAAUUACAGAUUUUGUCGAACUACUUCAUCCAAUUAUUAUACCAACAAAACUUGAUAGUAAUUUGUUUACUCGUAAAUGUUAA
This is a messenger RNA of Schistosoma spindalis, 927 nucleotides long. The record is from the annotation of a GenBank genome assembly. NCBI's taxonomy places the organism in Eukaryota, Metazoa, Platyhelminthes, Trematoda, Strigeidida, Schistosomatidae.